This is a messenger RNA of Neoarius graeffei (lesser salmon catfish), 489 nucleotides long. RefSeq names its product olfactory marker protein a (gene ompa). The record is from RefSeq and is a predicted model, not a curated record. Gene Ontology annotation, biological process: signal transduction; sensory perception of smell. The coding region runs from base 1 to 489 and encodes 162 amino acids. The transcript has a single exon. Lineage: Eukaryota; Metazoa; Chordata; Actinopteri; Siluriformes; Ariidae.
AUGGCCUCAGACAGCGAGAUGGAGCUGGAGUUCACUGAGGACCUGCAGCUGACCGAGGUCAUGCGGCUAAGGGUUCAGUCUCUGCAGCAGCGUGGGCAGAAGAGGCAAGAUGGAGAGCGCUUGCUUCUGCCCCAUGAGGCGGUGUUCCGGCUGGAUUUCACUGAUCAGGAACUCACCUUUUCUCACUGGAAUGUGACCCUGACCGGGCCAGGCCGCCUUUCUGUUACAGGUAUCUCACAGCUGUGGACACCUGACCUCACAAACCUGAUGACGCGCCAGCUGCUGGAGCCCACGGGCCAGUUUUGGAGGACAGCUGGUGACCCCGAAGACGCACCCAUUAAAUGUCUGGAGGCCGACAUCCAGGAGUUUGGAGAGAGGAUCGCUGAGCUGGCCAAGGUCAGAAAGGUCAUGUACUUCCUGUUCGCCUUCAAGGAGGGAGUGGAGAAGGACGGCAUAAAGUGCUCGGUGGUGUUCAAGAGGAACGCAUAG